GUUGUUGUUGGUGGUGGCGGUGGCGGAGAGGAGAAGGGACGGGGGAACGGGAGUGAGGCGGACUGGACUGUAAAUAUGAAAGUGACGAAAAACUAGGAAGCAAGUCCGGUCCAGGUUGUGGAAAUUUUACGGUGGUCGCUUUGCCUGAGGACGUUGUGAGCCGCGAUGGGAGCCGGAGCCGGGAGGAAGACACCUCCGCACUAAUACACACGCUCCGGGAGGACCCGCCGACAUCCACGAAAAGUUGGUACGGAGGAGGAGUUUUAUAAAUUCAACUGUUUGUCCCAUCUAUCAACCGCCCUGCAACAGAUGGCUGAAUCAGAGGACCCACUUUAACACACAUACACAGACCUGAGGGACCAGAAGGCAAAGUCCAUAGUCAGCCUCCAUGAAUUCAUCACACACUUCAGACAGGAGGAGAACAGCGUGAGGAUCCUUUGAUGCAGGGGAAUUUAGCAUUUCCUUGUAUCUGUUUUGGUGCGGUGUUAUUAGCUCUGGGAAGCGGCAAAGAGGCAGCUGAAGCUCUGAGCGAGUCCAUCCUGAUGCAAACCAACUGCACACAUGGAACAGAUCCCUGCCAUCACUUCACAGCCCGUGGACAUUUGGGAACUUUUACAAAGUGCUGUUUUAUUGAUUUUUUCAUCGCCUAGUUUCUUCACUUACUUUGGUCAAGACGUGGAUUUACCAAAGGAGGCAAACUUUCUGAUCUAAAAGAGUAGCUGCUGCAUCUGACAAUUUACCAGCCAUUAUUACACAAUCAGCAACAUGGAUGUGGAUUCUAGAUGCUAUAGAAAAUGACUAACCCAACCAAGUGUGGGUCAUUCUAAGGAUUUUUUUUUACCAUUGUUCUGUAAUAACUUUACAUCUUGUAGUACACUCUUUUAUUUAGAUUGAUUUACUUAGCUGAGCCGAGGGAAGACUUUCUGGAGGCUGCAUCAUAGAGGACAUUGUGAGUGACUGUCAGUGUUAGGGUAAAAAUAGAACAAAGGCAUUAGAAGCUACCUUAAGGAAAUAAAAAUCUAAACACACAACAUUCUCUAUGGAUCUUUUGAUGGAAUUUCCCAAUUCAGUUUUUGAUGUUGAAAGAAUCAUUCGGAACAGCAGUAUUCAACUUAAGAGCUUGUAAGUGAUUACUCAUAUCCUCUUAAAAUGAGUAACCCGUGCUUCUUGAAUACAUGGCAGUAUUCUUGAAAAGGAACCGACUUGUUUCGUGAGAAAAUAGUGAACGUCUCGUCUUUUGGUAUGCUGUUGCAUCCCACGGUGUCAGGAUUGUGCACCAUGUUGCAGACCAUUUAUGAGACAGAGUCCUGUUUUUCUUCUGCCAGCACAGACAGCCAACAGCCACUGGAGCUCCUGAGUAGCAGCAGGGGCUCCACCACUGCCAUGCCUACAGCUGUCGUGGAGGUGAAAAGCAGCCUUCCAUCAGGCAUGCAGAGCCCAGUAGGAAAAGCAAGUGAACAGCGAGGAGAAGUUGGUGGUUCAGAAGAAGUCUCAGUUGUUGGUGGAGGCCCUGUUGACCUGCGCACUGAGCCCAGGUUGGGAUCAUUGUCUGUGGGAAGUACAGGAGUGGACACAACUUUGAGAGAGCAGCAGCUUCAGCAUGAAUUGGUACUACUGAAACAGCAGCAAGAACUCCAGAAACAACUCCUAUUUGCUGAAUUCCAGAAAAAACAUGAAGUCCUAACCAGACAACAUGAAGUCCAGCUACAGGAACACCUCAAGCAACAACAGGAGCUGUUGGCAGCAAAGCGACAGCAAGAGCUGGAACAGAAGCGAAAACUGGAACAACAAAGACACGAAGAGCAGGAGAAACAACGACUGGAGCAACAACUCCUUCUACUUCGAAAUAAGGAGAAAGGCAAAGAGAGUGCUAUUGCCAGUACAGAAGUAAAGUUGAAACUGCAGGAAUUCCUUCUAAAUAAGAAAGAACCUGCUAUUGGUGGACUGAAUCAUUCCUUCUCAAAGUGCUGGGGAGGCCAGAACACUUCCUUGGAACAAAAUUCUCCACCCCAGAAUAACACCCCAGGAACUCCUCCAUCUUAUAAACUUCCUACAUUACUGGGUAACUACGAGGGCAAGGACGACUUUCCACUCCGCAAAACAGUGUCAGAGCCCAACCUGAAGGUACGUUCACGGUUGAAACAAAAAGUAGCUGAGAGGCGAAGCUCUCCACUCCUCAGAAGGAAAGAUGGCACUGUCAUCAGCACCUUCAAGAAAAGGGCCAUUGAGAUUUCAGUCUCCCCUCUCUGUAGCAGCGCUCCAGGUUCGGGGCCCAGUAGUCCUAACAGUUCUAAUUCAGCUAUUGCUAAUGGCAACACUGGAUCUGUCCCUAACAUACAGACUGAGCUUCGAUCCCUUCAUCAGACGGUAGGAGCUGAUGGGACAUUGAGUCCGCUAAGUCUCUACACUUCACCAUCUCUGCCCAAUAUCUCUUUAGGACUCCCUGCGAACACACACAUCACGGCCUCCCAGAAGUUGUCAAGCCAACAGGAAGCAGAGCGUCAAGCCAUUCAGUCUCUCCGAGCCGGUGGAGCUCUAACUGGGAAGUUUCUCUCCACAUCCUCCCUGCCUGCAGGUGUAGGACAUGAUGGAGAGAGUCAGCCUCCUAGCUCACACUCUGCACAUUCUUCAUUAUUGCAACAUGUACUAUUACUAGAGCAGGCCAGACAACAAACUGCAAUGCUAUCUGUCCCCAUGUACAGCCAGUCACCCCUGGUUACAGCAGAGAGAGGAGUGUCCAGCGGCAUGCGAUCAGUCAAUAAGCUGCCUCGCCAUCGGCCUCUAGCUCGUACCCAGAGUGCACCUUUGCCCCAAUCUCCCCAAGCCCUCCAACAACUGGUAGUUCAGCAGCAACAUCAGCACUUUCUGGAGAAACAUUAUAAAAUGCUUUCAAAGGGGUCAGACCUACCCAGACCACCUCCCACUCAUCCAGAGGAGACAGAAGAGGAGCUUACAGAGACCAAUGACAUGCAAGAGGAGGAUGUAGAAACAAGCAGUCUCAGACUUCAGACGGAGGGGUCAGAUGACAGCGCAAUCCCCACUGAUCGCCGAAGUGUGCACCCAAAUGAAGAAGAACCAGGAGUCGUUCGUGUGAAAGGAGAGAGCACAGAAAGUGAACUGGAUGAUGAAGAGGAGGAAGAUGAUGUCAUUCAUCUGGGGGAUAGCGAAGAAGAUGGAAGGGGGAACUACUGUCAGGCCUCGCAACAAAUGGAUGUAUUACCCUCCCCCUCGCCUCAUAGGCCGCUGGGAAGAGCACAGUCUUCUCCGGCAGCUGGUGUCAAUCCUGUCAGGCAUCUCUUUACAACAGGACUUGUUUAUGACAGUCUGAUGUUAAAGCACCAGUGUGUUUGUGGCAACGCUCACAUCCACCCAGAGCAUGCUGGAAGAGUGCAGAGCAUCUGGUCCAGGCUACAGGAGACAGGCCUGCUGGGCCGCUGUGAGAGAAUUCGUGGGCGUAAAGCAUCCCUGGAUGAGAUCCAGACUGUCCAUUCCGAGUUUCACACUCUGCUCUACGGAACCAGUCCACUGAAUCGACACAAACUGGACCACAAAAAGCUAUUGGGUCCAAUCAGUCAGAAGAUGUAUGCUGUUCUUCCGUGUGGAGGAAUAGGGGUAGACAGUGACACUGUGUGGAAUGAGAUGCACUCAUCUGCAGCUGUCCGCAUGGCAGUGGGCUCUGUUAUUGAACUGGCCUUCAGAGUUGCAGCAGGGGAACUGAAGAAUGGAUUCGCAGUAGUGCGUCCGCCAGGACAUCAUGCAGAAGAAUCCACUGCCAUGGGGUUUUGUUUCUUCAAUUCAGUAGCCAUCACUGCCAAGCUACUCCAGCAGAAACUGGGAGUGGGAAAGAUCCUCAUUGUGGACUGGGACAUUCACCAUGGCAACGGCACGCAGCAGGCCUUCUACAGUGACCCCAAUGUCCUCUACAUCUCCCUCCAUCGCUACGAUGACGGCAACUUUUUUCCUGGCAGCGGAGCACCUGAGGAGGUGGGAUCUGGUGCAGGUGUGGGCUUCAAUGUGAACAUAGCAUGGACAGGAGGAGUAGAGCCCCCUUUGGGUGAUGUUGAGUACCUCACUGCCUUCAGGAGUGUGGUGAUGCCUAUUGCUCAGCAGUUCAGUCCAGACGUCAUUCUGGUGUCUGCAGGCUUCGACGCGGUGGAGGGUCAUCAGUCUCCUCUAGGUGGUUACAUAGUGUCUGCCAAAUGUUUCGGUCUGCUAACCCAGCUCUUGAUGGGUCUGGCUGGUGGGCGCGUUGUUAUGGCAUUAGAGGGUGGUCAUGACCUUACUGCCAUCUGUGAUGCAUCAGAAGCUUGCGUCUCUGCACUCCUUGGAGACCCGAGUGACUCAGCAUUUCAGUGGCCUCAAGAGAAGCCAUGUCCAAAAGCCUGCGCUUCUCUAGAAAGAGUGAUCGAAAUCCAGAGUAAACACUGGCCUUGCCUCCAGACUUUGUCUCCAACGGGCAGCCACUCGCGACUGGACAGCCCAGUGGGAGCGCAGGUUCAAUCAGAGAAGGACGAGGCAGACACAGUUAGUGCCAUGGCCUCUUUGAGUGUUGAUGUAGAGCAGUCAAGCUCGACCACCGACAUCGCUGACGCCAGCAGGUCUACAGAGGAGCCAAUGGAAGAGGAGCUAGUUUUAUAAGGGGGACGCACACAGAGAUGUUACCUUGACCUUCUCCUGGCACCAACUCGACCUUCCUAUGGAUUGUGUAUAGGUACACAUACACAUUCGCACUGAGUGGAAAUGUUGUGGAUGACCUGGAAUGGUGGAGGAAGCGUGCACAAAGUCUGUCCCCUCCAUCGGAGGAGCGGGCAAAUUGUAAGCGUCUCCACGGUAACCCGAGGAGGGCUGUGUCACGUUGACUCUCCCUCGUCUCUCCUUACAAACUGCACCCAGCACCACUUCUUUUGUCACAUAGUCACAUCUGUGAGUGACAGUUGGACAGCUCAGCUCUCCGCUGACGGAGCAGGAAGUUGAUCAGAGGAUGAGAACGAACUAGGUGCCUUUUUGUCCACGUACGCACACACACACAAUAAGGACACGUCCAAUCAGAAACAAUAAACAGCCACCACCGCAGCACCUCAAACCAAGCAGCCAAUAAGGACUGAACAAACACAGCGAUGCGCACACACAUACAAGCUGUUGUUUCAUGGUCACUUCAUUUUCUCGUCGUUUUCUUCUCAUCUGGUUGCCUUAAUUUGUUACUUGUAUGUAUUUUAGAGAGGAAGAGGGACAGGCUGUGGAAACACAUUUAGAAACGGGGGAUGAGGUUGUCCAGCCAGCUUUAAGAUGCUUUAUUUAUUCUUGAAAAUAUACCGUGUGUCACUUGAAAUCACCGUCUCGUUUUCUCUUGUUCAACGGUGGGAUUGUGGCACAUGACCACCGCCAUCCCUCUUUUUUAUUCAGUUUUUUUUUGUACUGGUGUAAUAAUGCGUCCUGUCUUGUUGCCCACGGUUGCAUCACAGUGUCAGUCAUUUUUCUAAAUCUGUAUAUACUUCUAUGUAAAGAGCAUACAAAACUUUUGCUGUUUUUAUAAAUACAAGAAAAAUAAUUAUGUAUACCUGUGUGUGUACACACACACAUUCGUGUAGUUGAGUAACAGCACCACAAGUUAGAGAGCAAGCAGUGAAAUUGAUGAAUUCACUAAACACUGAAAAGCCUGCAAUCCGCUUGACAAGAGGAUUCAUUGAGGGCUGUUAUAAUCUAAUGCGCUAGCUUUAUUUAGGUGUGUCUAAUCAACUGAACAUGUAAAAACGGGUGACAAUUAAAGGAAAAAUAUACAUUCAUACAAAUACAAUGUAAAAGAAUGAGAAAUUUCGGCAGCUUUGUGAUGGUUUUACCUUUUAAUUCGUCACCCGCCAUGAGACAUAUUUGUGUAUAUUUCGAUAAAACAAUGUUUUAUCAGAGUGGUUACGUGAAUAUUAUACGAUGAUAUUUUUUACACCUGUUUAAUCACAUGUUGAUGUUGCUGUCAAAUGAGGUGGACAGCAGGCUCUGGCUCCUCUGGUAGGACCAAGCCUGGACUACAUGUGGACAGGUAGGGUCAUCAGUGCAAAGUUGGUAAUGUCCGGCAGUGGCAUAAAUUUUCUAAAAACUCCCAAAAUUCCAACUUCUACCUAGAUUUUUAUCUUUUGUUAUUAUGCAUCGUUUUGCAUCUCCCUUUAAGAUCAAUGCAAACUCAUUCUGAUCGAAGAUGCUAAGUGAUUAUUUUUUUUCUUAUUAUUGUUAUUACGUUAUUGAUGAAGAGGGUUGUCUACAUAAUGCAUCAUAUGUUCCCCUGCUGUUUGAGUCCUUUAAAAUUGCAGUAAUUGACGCCCAGUUGUAAAUGUUUGUAAUUUCCUGUAGAUGGCCCAAUAUAGCAGCAAAGCACUUUUUUUUCUAUCAGACAAGAUGAUGGCUUAAAUCAGGGGUGUCCAAACUACGGCCCGCUACCCAGUUUUUAUCAGCCCGCUGCAAAUUAUGAUAAAUUCAGAGAAUAUGGCCUGCACAAGAAGCUUGAGUUCAGCCUACGCUCUGUUGCACAUCUCAGCUUCAACAGUUGAUGGCGCUAGUCACGCAGUGCGUCUCCAUUAGAUCAGGGGUCAAAACCUGACAAGUAAAUCAAUGUAGAAAACUGUAGAAUUUCAGUAUCUAUUUUUACAUAAACUUCAAUUUUAAAAAAAAAUAAUCCAAUUUGAGCUAUCUUGGUUGUGACUUACUGGACUUUUUUUGCUGUCACUGGACAUUUUCUCUUUGUCCUAUCUAUUGUAUCUCUGGAUUAUUUUGUUGCUUGCACCGCUGAACUCUCACACUAUUAUUGACAGUUUUAGAUAUCAAUCCACUUCAACUGGAAAGGUUGGCAUUUAGCGAUUAUAUUUCACUGCCAUUGAUGGUGAUAGACACCCAGUUCCUUUCUGUCAAAAUGGAUUGGACAUCUAUCAUGGUCAAUGGCAGCCAAUGAGUUAGUACUUACCCAAUUCCAAUCCUGUUUAAUGAAAGUUUGGACACCCCUAUUUUAAAUGAAGCUCCUCCCCUCACUUAAACAAUCCAUUAGAAGCGACAAGAUGGAGCCUAAGCAAUAAUUUGAUAUAAUGCAUAUUUUUGGCCUGAGCACAAAACAGCAACUAACAGCUGAAAAGGGUCGAAUUCACAAUAGAUGAACGGUAAAAAUGAUUCCGAAGCAGCCACCAAGUUAAACCAACGUUGGUCAACAUGCAAUGAAACACUUUUUUUCCCUCCUACUUUUAAAAAUGGCAAAGUACCUUUUCUUAUUACAAAACUACCUAAUUUUCAGACUAAAAGUCACACCUGAGUAUAAAUCGCACCAGCCAAAAAAUGCACAAUGAAAAGGAAAAAAAACCAUAAGUCACACUGGAGUGUAAAUUGUAUUUUUUAGCAGAUUUUAUUUGAUCAGAGACCAAGAGCAAACAUUAUACAUUAUGGUAAUAACUUUAAAACAGAAUAGCAGGCUAAAUAGUCAUGUUAAUGUAACAUAUUAACAGUUAUUAAGAUAAAUAUAGCCUAAACAACAUAACUCUCAAUCAGAUAGAUACAGAUUCUUGUCCUAAACUGUAACAUGAUCAGAUUUUUCUAAGAUUUUGAAUGCAUAUGUCCAACUUUCUUUUUCCCUGUUGGCAUUUUCAAAAUUCCCCAUUGUUGCAGCAUGAAAAUUUCCAAAGAUUUUGAUUAUUCCAAAUUAUGAUGGAGUAUUGGGGCCAAACAAAGAAAAAAAAUAUAAGAAUAAAGUCAUACAUUGUAGUACUGAGAAAAAAAUUGCAAUAUUACUGGUUUAAAGGCGUGAUGUAACAACUAUUUCUUGUAAAAUUGCAAUUACAAUUGUAAUAUUACGAGAUUAAAGUUAUAUUACAAUACGCAAUAUGGAUCGCUAAUGUAGCUCCCAGACCUCUCAACCGCCUCUGUUAAAAUCAUUAAAUAAAUUGGGAGCUACGACAAAGUAUUUGUGCAAAUCCUUAUAUUGAUUAUAAUUUGAUGUGGAUGUGCCAAAAGAUUAAGGAUUUCUUUAUUUGUGAAACCGAUUCUAAAGUACAGCCUCAUGAGAUAAUUAUACAAUAUCACACUGCUUAUUAAAGUUAACAAUGAUUGACAGACGGUAAGCUUUGUUCUUGCCAGAGACGCUUGGAAGCCGAAACUUCAAAGCGCGGCAUGCGUCAAUCAUCGUUUAACUUGUUAAACAGUUGCUGUGGCAACUCAUUGUGUGUAAGUGAGCAGUUUGAGCGGAUUUGAGUGGACUCACUCGAUGAAGCAUUUAAUAAAGACAGGCAUUUUUCUACUUUAGCACUGUUUUAAAAAUAAUUCGGUGGGACAGUGACAUGUUUAGAACUUAUCAUAUUUAUUACAUUUUAAGUGCUUAAAAGCUAUUUAUUAAAAUAUAUACACGUAAAAGUUAUUUUUAAAUUACACUUUGAGGGGGGAAAAAACGAAAAAACAUGUCUUACAUGUAUCUUUUUCCAAUGCUAAGUCUUAAUAAAUACAUUGAACACCAAAAAAAGAAAAAAACAAGGGAUCACUGUAAAUCGGGUUACGUCAAAAGCGUCGGAAUGGAACUCGUUCGUAACCCGUGGACUACCUGUAUAACGUCUUUAAUCUCACAAUAUUAUGACUUCAAUCUUGUAAUAAACCACUUUAACCUCAGAAAAUUACAACUUUUGUCUCGUAAUAUUCCAACUUUUUUCUUGUGGUGUUACAACGAAUUGCUUUAUUAUAUUAUUAUGACUUUAUUCUCGUAGUCCUAUUUUUUAAUCUUUCUUAUUUGGUCCUCAUACUCCGUCGUAGCAAAUCAUUUACAUAUCUGCAAUAAAAAUGGAGAUACCGCCCACACACACACACGCACACAUGUUAGUUUUAACGCAAAGAGGGCAACCAAUGAGUGCCUUGUGGAACAGAUUGCCCCCAUCAACUGCUAUGAUGUCAAUAUUGUACCCACGCAAAAAUGGUCAUGUGUUGCUGUCCCCGAGGCCACUUGCUGUAAAAGCACAGUUUGCAGAGACGGUGUAUAUUUAAGAGUUGAUUCGACGUUAGGGGAGACCAAGCGUGUCCGCAGCUUUUGAAUACACAUAAAAACACGUAUGCUCAUGACUUAAUCCUCUCUUUUCUUAUCUAUGUUUGAUACUGUGGUGUACAUGUAUGUCUUGCUAACAUGUGGUGGCGGGUUGGGAGUACCGUACUUGUAUAUUCUUGAGAAAAGUCGUAUCAGUGGGACCUCCUUGUAUUUCAGGAGCCGGGAUGUCCUUCCUCUUUUUUUUUUCUCUCGUCAAGCUCGUGACCGAAAACCUCCGAAUCUUGUUUAUUCGGAACUGAUCACAAGCACAUUCCUUUUGUCCUUCUUGUUGAUUCAAAAUCAAACAGAUAAUAUUUUCCAGCGUCUACUCACGUGUAUAUAACGUGCAAAUUUGUGUACACAUGUGCAAUACGAGCUAUCCAAGCAAUUACUGUGACUAUAUUAUUGAUGACGAUUGACGAGACAAAUGAAUUUCCUUUUGUUUCAAAGGGACGCUGACUCUUGUGAUGAUUGGCACUCAUGUUCAGUCGGGGGCUUUGUGGACAUUUGGUUGAAGCCCUUUUUUUUUUUCAAAAUUCUUCACUGUAAAGUUGUGAUGUUGAUCCUGAAUAUCUGUUUCUCUGUUGUUGUUUUUUUUCUAAGUGGGCCUGUUGUUAAACUUGUCUGCAAACAUAAUAAAGCAAAUUCACUGACUGCAGGUUGUGUUUUACUCAC
Molecule: messenger RNA, 9709 nt
Organism: Corythoichthys intestinalis (scribbled pipefish)
Lineage: Eukaryota; Metazoa; Chordata; Actinopteri; Syngnathiformes; Syngnathidae
Gene: hdac5
Product: histone deacetylase 5
Exons: 30
Coding region: 1243-4638 (1131 amino acids)
Biological process (GO): negative regulation of transcription by RNA polymerase II
Molecular function (GO): histone deacetylase activity
Source: RefSeq, a predicted model, not a curated record